AUGAUCCUGUUGUGGGUUACACUGCUUCUCCUUCACCAGGGAUAUAUGCUGACUCCAGUGACCACAGUUCAUCUUGGUGAACGUGCCACCUUCACAUGCAUUUUCUCUAAUAAAGAGUUGAGCAGCAAAAAACUUCACUGGUACAAGCAGAGUGCCGGGGAAACUCUGAAACCUAUUGUGACACUGUGGAAAUCUACACAACCUCAGUAUGGACCAGAUGUUUCUGAAUCACGAUUGGAGGUACAUUAUGAGAAGAAUGUUAGCAACCUGACCAUUCUGAGGACAACCAAAGAAGAUGAGGGAAUGUAUCACUGUGCUGUAAUGGAGUGGAAUGAUAAUCAGUGGAGUGGGACAUAUUUGUUAGUAAAAGGAAACACUCAGAGGACAUCAAACUAUACUGUUGUUCAGCAGCCAACAGUAUCUGAUCCAGUCCAUCCAGGAGACUCUGUGACUCUCCAGUGUUCAAUCCUCUCCGACUCUGGGAACAAGAUGUGUCCAGGAGAUGACAGUGUGUUCUGGUUCAGAGCUGGAUCAGAUAAAGCUCAUCCAGACAUGAUCUACACUGAUGGAAGAAGACAUAAUGAAUGUGACAAGAGAUCUGACACUCAGAAGAGUUGUGUUUAUCGCUUCUCUAAGAACGUCAGCUCCUCUGAUGCCGGGACGUACUACUGUGCUGUGGCCACAUGUGGGGAGAUAUUAUUUGGAGAUGGAACUAAACUGAACAUUGAAGGAACCAGCGUGUGGUCACAGAAGGCCAAUACAAUUAUUUUCUCGGUAAUCUCGGCCAUAAGUGUGAUUGUUACAGCCGUCCUCAUUUACGCCAUCAACAGAAACAAUGCUGCUGUUGCCGGCCAAAAACACAGUGAUGGUCAGAAAAUUCCACAGGUAAAAAACACAAUGGAUGCACAGCUGAUCAGAUCUUUGAGACAGAGACUGUUGGUGUUGGAGAGGAUGUGA
Perca flavescens (yellow perch) is the source of this 957-nucleotide messenger RNA. RefSeq lists its product as uncharacterized. Bases 1 to 957 code for a protein of 318 amino acids. The record is from RefSeq and is a predicted model, not a curated record. The transcript has 6 exons. NCBI's taxonomy places the organism in Eukaryota, Metazoa, Chordata, Actinopteri, Perciformes, Percidae. Gene Ontology annotation, biological process: response to bacterium.